GAGGGGUGGGCAGCUCCUGGCAUCUUGGAAAAUACAAUGGCAAGUAGAGCAAUAACAGCAGCCGUGGGUCCUCUAUCUCCGGCACAAGCAAUCUGAGUUCCAGUGCCAAAGGCGGCUCGUCAGCCCUGUCUCCACCAAACCAAGAAUUAUCCAUCUGCUAAGGUCAUUCUCUGCUGUCCAUUGGAAGCAGCUUUCUGUAUGAGAGGGCAAUUUGCUUCUAUCCCCCAGCGUGCACGCACUCACACACACAUCACCCAACCUUUUGCACUUGUGCUCUUGUCCCAGUUGUGGUAGGAGACGACGAGGUUAGACAAACAGACAGCGGCUCUCCGGGGACAAGGCCAGCGGCUACUGUGUCUGUGUGGGCUGUGGGUACUCCCCCUGCAUGCCGGCUCGAGAGGCUUGGCCUGGGCUACUCUUCCAGUCUGAGACGGACACUGGAACCAGAAGGGGACUCGAUUCCUCAUCUGGGAGGAAUUAAGGAGAAGCAACAGGAUUCCCUCAAAGAAGGGCCAACAAGGAAGAUGUUGCACAACAGUGCUCACAGGAGGGUCCUUGACAGAAGGGGAGACCCUAUGACUUUGUAGCAGAAAUCAAGGCAUCCUGAGUGGGUGGAGACAGUUCAGUCAGAGAGGACGUGGGGUCCUUGUCCAGGAUGAGUUACAGCACACCCUCUGUACACGAUUUGUACCGCAGCACCACUACCACCUCCGAGCCAGACCCAGGGUCAACCAUGGACAGGGCUCUACCAGAAACUGCUACUGUAAGCCCUGAAACUACCAGCUUUAACAGCACCAAAAUUCCAGACGUGGUCAACAGUGAGCCCGGCCUGAGCACAAUGCUCCUCUCAUUUGGAAUCAUUACUAUGAUUGGGUUGGCUGUAGCAAUGGUUCUCUAUAUCAGGAAGAGGAAGAGGUUAGAGAAGCUGCGGCACCAGCUCAUGCCCAUGUACAAUUUUGACCCCACGGAAGAACAGGACGAGCUGGAACAAGAGCUGCUGGAGCAUGGAAGAGAUGCUGCAUCAUCCCAGGCCACCCAGAGCAAGGUAGUAGUUGCCUUCCACAGUCACAUCACCCUUCUUUCUGCCCAACCCACUCAGAGAUGUGCAGGCCUGUUAUUACUGAGCUUGAUCCUCCUGACGAGCCAGGGAACCAUCCAGAGACCCAGCCGUCUUGUGUUCACAGAUGUCGCUAACGCUAUCAAUGCAUGAACGACACCUGCCCCUGCUUUGGAUCACUCUGAGAUCAGGGAGGAUGGAGCCAACCAGUUACAUACCACAAGCAUGGAUGAGGAUACCAAGCCUACUGACCACCCCAUCAUUUUGUGCUGCGACUGGGGAGCAGUUCUGGGCAUUUACACACUUCAGGCAGCAAAUGCUUGGUGGUGGCUGGCUGCAGCAACUUUUGGUACAUACAUCGCUACCAAAGGGCCCUGAGCUGCCAUGCCCAGAUUUCAGGAGCGAUCCUGGUUAGUGCCAUCUUACCAAGCUGUGCAGGGAUGAAGAUAAACUGUCUUGAAGCUAAAUCGGUCAGAACACAGGACCCUACUGAGUCAUGGUAUCGUGGUGGGAGUGGGAGCACUUGUUUUGAAGGGCUUUCCCAGUGAUUUUUUACCAUAACAUUUCACGAUUUGAGUCCUGUAGUGUAAUCUAAUGGUUUCCACAGGCCUGGGGGUGACUUAAGCCCCCUUGAGCUGGGAGGCAGGGCAGCUGUGCCUGCCUCCUCAGCAGUGCCCAUGAGCACAUGAUGUUAUCCCCGGGGCAAGCUCAUCUGUCUUGCCUCUUGUGCUGCCUAGAUUGUUCAGAAACACACUCACAGGGUAGCACUCAGGGUUUCUGCAGCACGGGUGUUUCACUAGUUUUAAAGGUGAACCAAAGAGCUUUGGAGAAACAAAUUGAUUAAAUAAAUCUAAAGUGAGGAAAUGGUUGAAUGUCCCAGAUCAGUGAUGUAAUAAGAAUGUAGGGACAAGCCACUCAGCUCCUAGAAGCUGGGCCCUCUCAUCUCCCUCUGGCUUAGCUAGGAGUGGCAGUGAUUGGUGACCGGAUACCACAGUGGUAGAAUUAAUAUAAUAAAAAUAAAUGGGCUCGGAUGUACUCCCACCCACUCCUGUGCUUCGGCCAAGGAAGAUGGUUUUUACAGAGUAAAGUUUUAUGAGGGAAGAACACUUAGAGAGAGUGAGUGAAAAUAUAUCAGAGGGGUAGCCGUGUUAGUCUGGAUCUGCAAAAGCAGCAAAGAGUCCUGUGGCACCUUAUAGC
Molecule: messenger RNA, 2254 nt
Organism: Mauremys mutica (yellowpond turtle)
Lineage: Eukaryota; Metazoa; Chordata; Testudines; Geoemydidae
Gene: C7H3orf18
Product: chromosome 7 C3orf18 homolog
Exons: 5
Coding region: 656-1210 (184 amino acids)
Source: RefSeq, a predicted model, not a curated record